Molecule: messenger RNA, 2807 nt
Organism: Culex pipiens pallens (northern house mosquito)
Lineage: Eukaryota; Metazoa; Arthropoda; Insecta; Diptera; Culicidae
Exons: 2
Coding region: 388-2511 (707 amino acids)
Source: RefSeq, a predicted model, not a curated record
AGAACCAGUGCGCGGAGUGCCCCCACUUUCCGCACGUCGCUGGCUCACAAGUGGCUGCCAGUCUGCCACUUUGUGACGCAGAACAGCGCGUCGAUGUUUUUAUGUUUGCUGUCAAAAUGAUUGUUGUGCCAUCGUCAUUCUAUUUCCGCGUCUUAAUAAGAAUACACGUUUUAAAGUAAUUAACUUUCGCGUUUUAAUCGUAUCGUGCGCCGAUUCCGUGACACUGCCGAGGGUGCUCACGUGACAUCACGUCCCGCGCACCGGAUACGACAGUGGCGACGAGAAUCUGUCGAAUUCGUCGGAGUUGUCGCGGUUUACGAAGGUGGGCGCCACCUAACCUGCAAUUCCGGCACCCACGUGCAAUCAAAGGAGGAGCCCCCCAGCGGCAUGAGCGAUUCACUUGCCCGGCUCCCCUACCUGGGGCAACUUUACCCACGUCAGGAGAAGUUCCAGCAAACAUCCCUCCGCCAAGGCCCACUCUCUCAUCAUCAGCUGCUGCCGAAUCCUGACCUGAUGAUCCAGAUGCUGACGAUGUUCGAGCAGUUGGUCGGCACAGUGCAGCAGACUGCCCAGCAGCAAAUGAAGUUCAUGGAGCGUAUCUCAACGGACGCAGCCCAGCCGCCUCCAAACCCGGCGCAGAACGUCGACACGUUCCCCGGGAACACGAAGGCUUUCCAGACGGACUCGGUCCGCAGCCACGCGGUGGUGAUCAACGAGCACUCGGUGCAGCAAUGGCGGAGAUGCGCGUCGGUCGAUUUCGGUGGGACGCCGAUCCGACUUCCACUAGACGCCGCAUCCGGCGGCCCAAUGUUAUCAUCACCCUCUGUUCGCGUAAACACGGCUUCUGGAACGGAAUUGUCACUCGACGACGAGUUCCGAUGUGACACCUCCAUCGCCGGAAGCACCCGCAACGAGCCGACCAUCGUUACCGAGCUCCACGUAUCCAGCUUCCCCGAACCGUCGCCGGUGCUCGAGUCAGUCCUCCACAAGGUGUUCAACGAGGAACUCGGCAAAAAGGUGAACUUGGAGCUGAAAGAAAACCACCGACCGACCUUCUGCCCGAAACGUCCGGUGGCGUACGCGGUGGUUGAAAACGUCGACCGCGAUCCGGACAAGCAACAGCAGUUCAACAUCAUCACUCCGAUCGACAACUCGGAGUCGGCCACCCCGAUCGUCGGGGUGCGGAAGGUCAUCGGAUCCAUCAGCAUCUGCGCCCACAAUGCUGCUCUUCAGCCGCACCAGUAUCCGCUGCUGGUCGAAAAUGUACCCGGUGCAUACCAGCAGAGCAUCGCCACCAUGUUGGCCCGACAGCCCGGAGCGUCCUCUCAUCUCGAAGACACCGUCGUCAGCGGCUCAACCCAGGAGGAACACGACCGCAACCUGGAAGUCGUUCUGCAGCACAGGACGCGUCCCGGCCACACGCCGCUGCUACACAUCGUCGGUUCCAAGGCAGACAGGAAACGCAUCGCACUGUACCUGCUCCUCUACGACUUCGCCUCCCAGUACGUCUCCACCGACAAGUUUGGCCACAUCGACGUGCCACAACCUAUCAACCAGCACGUACGACCAGAGGAGGACUUCGUUAUCGCCAGAAUUCGCCUAGAGGACAUCAGCACCCAGCCCGACCUACUACUCCGCAAGAUUUGCCGGUACGUAUUCGAGGGUUGGCCAACGAAAGCCGCUGAUCCGAAGAUCCAGCGUUACCAGACCCGUGCCGACUUCAACGACGGAGAAGCAUGCCAGCCGUGCGCCUCCGUAGCACGGUCCCCACCGCACUCACUUCCUGUGCCAUGGCCGAAACCUGCUGGCCCGUGGCAGCGCAGCUGCAUGGAUUUUGCGGAACCACUCAACGACGACUACGUAGUCUGCACGCAUCGCAUCUCUGUCCUCGCAACCAUCGCCAUCCUCCACCAGAUGUUUCCUCAACUCGCGACUGUCCCGUACCAGCCGCACGGACGAGCGAAACGGGUCGUGGGCAUUCUCAAGCGUGCCGUCAAGACAAUUUCGGAGGGGAGAGGCACUAUAGGAAGAACAUUGGACAUUUUUCUGUCGGCGUACCGCUGCGCACCUGAAGUGCUUGACCCCGAACCGCACCAGAAGGAAUUCCAUCGUCGAGGCAUCGCCAUGCGAGAUGGCAACCAACGCGUCACCCGCUCGCACAUCAACCAACCGCGAAGUCGCUUCAAGGCCGGACCUGCUGCUUCACCAUCGGCCAAAACGAAAGCGCUCCCGUUGGAUGUCCUGCUCGGUGAGUGGAAGUUUGCGUCGUUUCCCGAGCUGCCACCAUUGAGCCUGAUGCAGUUGACGCCGCGUCCGCCCUCUUCUCUACCUGCGAUUCCAGCUGAACCAAACACGCGCGCAACCUGCACCCGAUCUGGAUCGCUGCUUCUACAAGAACCCGGUGCAACACCAUCUCCAAUCCCUGCGUUGUCGUCUUCAACGAGUUCGUCGCAGCUGGCACUCUUCUCCGGUGCACCGACAGCGCUUGCAAGAGCCGACCAGCUGUUUUAAGAGGGGAGAUGUUGUGGACAGAACCAGUGCGCGGAGUGCCCCCACUUUCCGCACGUCGCUGGCUCACAAGUGGCUGCCAGUCUGCCACUUUGUGACGCAGAACAGCGCGUCGAUGUUUUUAUGUUUGCUGUCAAAAUGAUUGUUGUGCCAUCGUCAUUCUAUUUCCGCGUCUUAAUAAGAAUACACGUUUUAAAGUAAUUAACUUUCGCGUUUUAAUCGUAUCGUGCGCCGAUUCCGUGACACUGCCGAGGGUGCUCACGUGACAUCACGUCCCGCGCACCGGAUACGACAUUUAU